Aegilops tauschii subsp. strangulata is the source of this 2274-nucleotide messenger RNA. RefSeq names its product protein MICRORCHIDIA 2. NCBI's taxonomy places the organism in Eukaryota, Viridiplantae, Streptophyta, Magnoliopsida, Poales, Poaceae. Gene Ontology annotation, cellular component: nucleus. The record is from RefSeq and is a predicted model, not a curated record. Gene Ontology annotation, molecular function: ATP hydrolysis activity.
GUCACUAUUUUGCACGUGCCCCUAUCCAUAGUUUCGAAAUUAACCAGCAGAGUAUACUAAGCUAACCCCUUUACUACUCUCGAGGUCAAAAGAAAAAAAAACCCACCUUUCCCCUCGUAUGCCGGCGGUGAUGUCCGGCGGCACAGCCGGCGUUGACGGCGGCGGUCGAUCCCUCGACUGCCGCAGCUUCUGGAAGGCCGGCGCCAGCGAGACCCCCUCCGCCCCCAUCCGCGAGUUCCACGAUGCGCUGGAGACAGGGGACUUCGACCGCGCCCGCGUGCACCCCAAGUUCCUCCACACCAACGCCACCUCCCACAAGUGGGCGUUCGGAGCUAUAUCUGAACUUCUUGACAAUGCGGUAGAUGAGAUCUGCAAUGGUGCCACAUUCAUAAAAGUGGAUAAAAGCACCAACACGAAAGACAACAGUCCAAUGCUAGUUUUUCAAGACGAUGGAGGAGGAAUGGAUCCCGAAGGGGUGCGCCAAUGCAUGAGUCUAGGAUUCUCAACCAAGAAAUCAAAGACAACCAUUGGCCAGUAUGGAAACGGCUUUAAAACGAGCACAAUGAGACUCGGUGCUGAUGCAAUUGUUUUUACUCGUGCAAUACGUGAAAACAAUGUUACCUUGAGUAUUGGUUUGCUCUCUUACACUUUCCUGAGGAGAACAAUGAAGGAUGACAUAGUUGUCCCCAUGCUCGAUUUUGUAGUCCAAGAUGGCCAAAUAGCACCUUUGGUUUAUGGUUCACAGGGUGAUUGGGAUAGUAGCCUAAAGAUAAUACUUGACUGGUCCCCUUUUUCUUCGAAGGAAGAACUGCUACAGCAGUUCGAGGAUAUGGAUAGUCAUGGAACUAAGGUGCUGAUAUACAAUUUAUGGAUGAAUGACGAUGGCCUUUUAGAACUUGACUUUGAUGAUGAUGAUGAGGACAUAUUGCUUCGGGAUCAAGGUCAAAACAGUGGGGCGUCAACGAAGGUUCAAAAAGAAAUUAUUCAGCAACAUAUAUCUCACAGACUGAGAUUCUCAUUACGUGCAUAUAGCUCCAUCCUUUACCUCAAGAAGUUUGAGAACUUCCAAAUUAUACUAAGAGGAAAGCCUGUUGAACAGAUAAACAUUGCCAAUGAGCUGAAGUUUAAGAAAGUAGUUACUUACAAACCUCAAGUUGCCUAUGAUUCUCAAGUGGUGUCAGUGAGGGUAGAUAUUGGCUUUGCAAAAGAGGCUCCUGUUUUGGGCAUUUUUGGGAUUAAUGUCUACCAUAAAAAUCGACUAAUCAUGCCAUUCUGGAAGGUCCUUCAAGAAGCAUCUAGUAGAGGGAGAAGUGUUAUAGGUGUACUAGAGGCAAAUUUUAUUGAGCCGGCACAUGACAAGCAAGAUUUUGAGAGGACUCCACUGUUCAUUAGGCUGGAAACAAAACUGAAACAAAUUAUCGUUGAUUAUUGGAAAGAAAAGUGUCAUCUAAUAGGUUACCAGCCAAUCGAUCCGAAAUUGAGAUCCCAGUAUAAGGCUGCUCUUAAAGAUUCGGGCGGCCCUGGUGUGAAGAUUCGGCAUGAAGCUUCCACUGCUCAGAAGACUGGAGGGCACCUCUCAAAUUUGCUCCCACAGACAUAUGAUGAUGAAGCAGCUUUUAGACUGACAGCUAACAGGGCAGGUUCUGCUUUGCAUUCGUCUGGCCAAGGUAGUAUGGACUCAGCAGGCUUGGAAGAGGAUCUGGUAGAUAUUGGCUCUCUUGGUGUACUUGAUCCCAAUUGCAAUGAGAAGUUGAGUGAAGAAAAUUUGGUUCUGUUCACAAGGCGUGAAGAUCUUCGGCAACGAGAUACACAGUUGAAGCAGACGAUUGGCGAGCUGGAGCAUGAACUAGAGGAAACAAGAAGGAAGUGCUCUCAGCUCGCAGCUGAGCUGCAGUUGCGGAGGAGCCAGCAACAACAUUACAUGUGAAGGUUAUUUUUACUACUUCUGACAGGGCCUAAACUAUGGGAACCAAACUCCUGGAAAUAUGUGGUUUCAUCAAAGCACAAAUACUGAACAGCGGUACGGAUAGUAUGGUUGCUCAUACGCAUACAAAUGAUCAGCGCGAUUGGUAUAGUUGCCCUCUUCAAGGGGAAUCUUCAGUGUGAAGUUAUUCUGUUUUUUUUUUCUUUUCUGUUCUUGUGUGGUACUGGCCGCCACUGUUAGCUAUGGUGUGGUGUGGUGGCAGCACGUACAGUUCACUGUAAUAUAUACUGCGUGUUACUAUGUCACAUCUUGUUACAUAUCCUGUAUAAUAGAACACUAUUGGGUGAUAA